Molecule: messenger RNA, 426 nt
Organism: Protopolystoma xenopodis
Lineage: Eukaryota; Metazoa; Platyhelminthes; Monogenea; Polystomatidea; Polystomatidae
Source: the annotation of a GenBank genome assembly
AUGACCCCAGAAAAGCAAACAAGACUGGUACACAGGCCUGGCAAAGCCGCGACAGACUUGGUGGGUGCGUCGUCUAGCCAGAAUGCUAAGCGACAGAAGCAAAGACAGCGAUCGAAUGAUAUUAUGGCAUCGACAGUUCCGGUCCAUCCUCAUCUGAAGCCAGACAUUACAUGGUUGGUCAGUCUACCACGACGCCUUCAAACGCCGGAAGAGCGCCGGCGAACCGAGUUAUUCCGUCUCGAGACUAUCGAAUUACUUGAGUUGACUGCGCCACACUUCAGUCACCCGUUCAACCGAUUCAUUCCAGCUUAUCAUCACCACUUUGGCCGACAAUGCAGAGUAUCCGACUACGGCUGCAAUAAACUGGUCGACUUGAUUGAGCUGAUACCAGACUGCGUUCAGGUAAGGCUUUACGGCCCAUUUUAG